AUGGGUUUCCUCACGCGAUGGCUCGCCGGGAAGAUGGAAGACCCGGCGAAGCGUCAGGCGGAUUUCGAGAAGCACAUGACGACGACGAUGGCGAAGUGCGAGGAGAUUAAGAAGAACUGGGAGCAACCCACGAAGACCCACAGGUGGUGGACCAAGGACCGCAACCAGCUGACCUACAAAUUCAGCCUGGAGCCCAUGCUGGUGAACGCGCCGGGACGCGCGCAGAAUUGGUGAUUUUUUUGGGCGCGGGCGGGUCCGGCUUGGGGGCGAGCGCCCGACGGACGACGCCGCGAUGUCGUCGGCCCUGGAACAGCCUUGUUUCUCACCACGCGUCUGAUUCCGGUUCUUCUUAAGGACGUCCAAGGAGCCAACUCGCUGAAUGCAAGGGACGACGUCCUCAACGUUGGUUGGGAGACGUUGUCGUGGCGUUGAAAGAUAUUCAGCGAGUUGGAUUCCUUUCACGCCGCAUCAGACGCGUGUCUUGUUCCAGGGGCGACGACGUGACGCGCUCGAUUGAUGAACGACGACUAUGUCGACCGCAGACGCCUUUGAUGCAAUCCUCCGGCUUCGUGUAAUGAGCCUCCAGGUUCAUGGCACGUAGUAAUUUCCGUUGAUGCUCCUUGCUUCAAAGGCGUCUGCGGUAUUCAUCAAUCCAGCUCGUCGUCAUCGCGCGACGUCCGUCGAGACGCUCUGUAGUUUAACUAAAAUCUCGUGUAUCCAUUCAUCGUUGUAAUAGCUCAUCACACUGACGAAACACCU
Messenger RNA from Micromonas commoda, 759 nucleotides. RefSeq lists its product with no specific name. The coding region runs from base 1 to 234 and encodes 77 amino acids. Lineage: Eukaryota; Viridiplantae; Chlorophyta; Mamiellophyceae; Mamiellales; Mamiellaceae. The record is from RefSeq and is a predicted model, not a curated record. The transcript has 3 exons.